UUUGGGUGCCGCGUUCAACGCAACUGCUAAAAACGGCGCGCGUCGACCCUGGUCUUCGUCCUCUUCCUCCUCCUCCUCCUCUUCUUCUUCGCGCGAUCGAUCCGAGGCCUUUUGAAGCCAAGAACAUUGAUGAAUCCCCGCCGUUCCAAAUCCGUGAAGCUCGUUUCGCCUCUUUCGAAGCAUAUAGAAGUAGAGAUCGAGGAGAGCUCGCCGAUGAAUUCCUCGGUGGACAACACGGUCUACUGCUGCGUCGCCAAGGGGAGUAAAAUUCUCUACUCAUACAACACCAAGGGCCGCGAGCUCGAAACCCUAGCCGCCCUGUGCCUCGAGCACACCCCGCCGCACCACAAAUGGUUCUUCCACACGGUCGGCAUACGGACUUUCGGGUACUUGAUGGUCGACAAUUACACCUACUUUGCAAUCGUCGACCCUAGUGUGGGCAACUUGGGCACCCUUCGUUUCUUGAAGCACAUUCGCGAGGGAUUCGAAAACGCCUCCAAAAACGGGUUUCACGACACGUUGGUGCCGAUCAUUCAAAGGCUGAUUACUUCGCUCGAGAAGAUGCCUCGAUCCUCGUUUCUCGACUACGAGAUUUGCGAAGAGGGCGACACGGGCGAUGGAUCGACGUCAUCUAAGGCGCCUUUGCUGGUGAAGAGCGGCAGCAAGACGGACAGGAAGAAGAUGAAGGAGAAGCCAGUCGAUGAGGCGGGCGUCGCAGAAGACCACGCUAAUAGAUCCAUCAAGAUUAAUAUGCCGGUACAAGAGGGAGGAGGUAUGUCGAUCGAGAGGAGCUCGAGCUCGAAUAGGACUCGUCGACAGCAGUCGGGCAAGAGGCUAUGGUGGCGACAUGUGAAGAUCGUUGUCGCGGUCGAUAUUAUCUUGUGCUUGGUGUUGUUCGGUGUUUGGUUGGGGGUUUGCAAGGGCUUCCAGUGUCUUUCAGGUACAUAGAAGGAUCUUUAAAUGAAUAAAACCAUUGCAGGUUCUUUGAGAAAUGGAAGUACAGGAAUUUGUUCGAUUUGCACGAGUCGAAAUUUUUCUUUGUUGAAAAGAAACAGUCAAAUACCUACCAACUGAUCGACAAGAGUGAACAGGGUAUCAUACACGGAGAUUCACUUGGCGCGGUGAAGGUUCGCCAUUGCGAAAAAUGUGUAAUUGGUUCAAUCCUUUGUGCAUAGAUGUAUUGUAGUAUUACAUAAGCAUGGUAUGUGUUGCUGCUCCUUUUCUCUUGUUUCACUUCCUACUGUGAAGCUUUUGCGCAUUUACUCGAACAGGAAUUGGUGUAGAAUGAUAAUGGAGAAUAUAAGCUGAAUUUGAUGUGUAUCCUCUUUUUAUA
Messenger RNA from Ananas comosus (pineapple), 1333 nucleotides. Its product is annotated as phytolongin Phyl1.1-like. Bases 130 to 948 code for a protein of 272 amino acids. NCBI's taxonomy places the organism in Eukaryota, Viridiplantae, Streptophyta, Magnoliopsida, Poales, Bromeliaceae. The transcript is spliced from 2 exons. The record is from RefSeq and is a predicted model, not a curated record. Gene Ontology annotation, cellular component: membrane.